This is a messenger RNA of Emys orbicularis (European pond turtle), 1067 nucleotides long. RefSeq names its product solute carrier family 25 member 16 (gene SLC25A16). The record is from RefSeq and is a predicted model, not a curated record. Gene Ontology annotation, biological process: mitochondrial coenzyme A transmembrane transport. Gene Ontology annotation, molecular function: coenzyme A transmembrane transporter activity. NCBI's taxonomy places the organism in Eukaryota, Metazoa, Chordata, Testudines, Emydidae. The transcript is spliced from 9 exons. Bases 1 to 948 code for a protein of 315 amino acids. Gene Ontology annotation, cellular component: mitochondrial inner membrane.
AUGGACACGCAGGGGCCGGCGGGGCCCAAUGCCGCAGCGCACAGAGACUUCUACUGGCUCCGCUCCUUCGUAGCGGGAGGUGUUGCAGGAUGUUGUGCCAAAACGACUAUUGCACCAUUGGAUCGAGUAAAGAUUUUACUGCAAGCUCAUAAUCACCAUUACAAACAUCUAGGAGUGUUUUCUACACUGUGUGCUGUCCCAAAAAAGGAGGGUUACCUUGGGUUGUAUAAAGGAAACGGGGCAAUGAUGAUUAGAAUAUUUCCAUAUGGUGCAAUUCAGUUUAUGGCAUUUGACCAGUAUAAAAAGCUAAUAAAGAAGAAGCUUGGAAUUUCUGGGCAUGUGCACAAUUUAAUGGCUGGAUCCAUGGCAGGUAUAACAGCAGUCAUUUGUACUUACCCUCUUGAUAUGGUAAGAGCACGUCUGGCAUUCCAAGUAAAAGGGGAGCACAAGUACACCGGAAUUAUUCAUGCAUUCAAGACUAUUUAUUCAAAGGAAGGAGGUUUCAUUGGAUUUUACAGAGGACUGAUGCCUACAGUUGUAGGAAUGGCUCCUUAUGCAGGUUUUUCGUUUUUUACCUUUAGUACCUUAAAGAGCAUUGGACUUGCCCAAGCACCUAACCUGCUUGGAAGGCCUUCAUUAGAUAAUCCUGAAGUCUUAGUUUUGAAAACACAUGUAAGCUUGCUAUGUGGUGGCAUGGCUGGAGCAAUAGCACAGACAAUCUCAUAUCCACUUGAUGUAACUCGUAGGCGAAUGCAGUUAGGAGCGGCUCUUCCAGAUGCUGACAAGUGCCUUACAAUGGUGCAGACACUGAAGUAUGUAUAUAGCCACCAUGGAAUACGAAGAGGAUUAUACCGCGGUUUAUCUCUGAAUUAUAUUCGUUGUAUACCGUCCCAGGCUGUGGCUUUUACCACAUAUGAGUUUAUGAGACAGUUGUUACACCUCAACUAAAUUUUUUUCUUACAUUUCACUGAAAAACUACAGUAUCCGUCUUCAUGUUAUGUUUGUGAGUAAAUUACUUGAAAUGGGAAAUUUAAUCUGUCACUGUGAACUACUGGAAUUUUAGUACU